Messenger RNA from Psilocybe cubensis, 2097 nucleotides. RefSeq lists its product as uncharacterized. The record is from RefSeq and is a predicted model, not a curated record. NCBI's taxonomy places the organism in Eukaryota, Fungi, Basidiomycota, Agaricomycetes, Agaricales, Agrocybaceae. The transcript has a single exon. Bases 1 to 2097 code for a protein of 698 amino acids. Gene Ontology annotation, molecular function: protein binding.
AUGACGACACCUAGUGGCCGAAGAACCAGAGCUUCCAUCGACGCUGAACUUGAACUACUUGAAGCUCAGCUCCAGACCCUAAUUUUACGGGAAAGCGACAUUCAGAAAGUGAUAGACCAUGCCCAAAGAAUGAAAGAUGCACUCACUCUGGAGAGACUGUCCACCGAGAAACAGAAAGCUGAACUCGAGGCUCAAAAAGAGCCCAUUAACUGGCUUCCGGUCGAACUGCUUAUCCAUAUCUUCUCUGCAUAUGCCGUCCUCGGAUAUUCAACUGACAACCCCCAUCCAUCCGUUACUGUGUCCCAUGUUUGCAGGAAGUGGCGAGAUAUUGUUCUCGAUGCUCCUGAUCUUUGGCGCCGGAUUGUUCUGCGGGGAUUCCAAAGAAGAGCACCCUUUCGAGUGUAUUUGGAACGGUCAAUGGACUCCCCUCUGGAUAUAGACUAUACAACUAUGCCGCGCAUUUCUACAUCUGAAGAACGCUACCAAGUCAUGAAGUUAGCGGAAAUAUGCAACCCGCAUUUCAGGCGCGUGGAAAGUCUAUCUAUUCAGGUGAAAAAUGCCAUAGCCUUCCUUCCGUUUAUCUUGAUUAUCAAGGAUCAUGUCAAAAUGCUCCCUCGACUACGCCAUCUAAAUGUUGCAAUAUCCGCGCAAGACCCAUCGUUCCAUGACAUCUCUAGUCUCCUUGAUGCCGACCGAAUUGCUCUCACAAAUGACACAGUUUUCAUUCCAAGCAGCAGCAAUCUUCGCCGCCUAAAGAUAGAAAAGAUACCAUUGUUCAAUUUUCCUGCCUCAUUAAUUGCAAAUCUCGUAUCCCUGGAGAUCGUCUACUCUCCAAGGUCGACGACCAACCAUUACUUUGUCAAGAUGUCUUCUCUCUGUCGCUUCUUGACACUCACCCCACGGCUAGAGGAGCUGGUUCUGGCUAACACUGUACCAUAUUUUGACGUGUACCCUUCUUCUGAGGCGCCCGACGUCUCAGCAAGGGAAAAUAAGGAAGAAAUGCAACCAGUGAAUCUCCUCCAUCUCAAAUCGAUCGACUGGACUUUUCCCUUCUGUGGAGACAUUCAUCGUCUUCUAUCUUUGAUCAAUGCGCCAGGUCUGGAAAGACUCGAUCUCUGGGUCAACGAUCCUCCUAGGCGUCUCGACAUAGACUACGUCCGAGGCUAUACGUACACCUCAUCUUCAUACUCUCUGCGCAACACAGUCACGUAUCCCUCACUCCGCGAUCUUAGCGUGCAAUACGCAGGAGAAGAGGCGUCCUCUCUUUCUUUGCGAAAUUUCUCCUUCCCUGCCCUAGAAAAGCUGGCCUUUACCAACAUUGACACCGCGGCUCGAAGACCCGGUGGAUAUAUGCCAUCCCUACCUGUAUUUCCGCGCCUAGAAUCCAUAUUUCGCGACCCCCGCCUUCCGAAUCUGACGCACCUGACGCUAUCGCACUUUGAAAUCUGGACAGAAGUGGGUCGCGUCGAGGCAAUGCUCGGAUAUAUGCCGCUGCUCACUUCCCUUUCUCUCGAUGCAUGCCCUGGGACUUGCAAGCUCCUGAACGCCCUGCAAGAGCAGGUCGUUCCAGCUACUAACAGGGUCCAAAGCGCGCGGAGGGGAGCGGUGCGUGGCGUCAAGCUUUGCCCGAGGCUAGAGGCUCUGUCGUUCUGGGGGUGUCAAGACGUCGACUUUGCGACGCUCCUUGCGGUUGUUUACUCCCGGAACAGAAGCGCCAGUGGCUUCGCAGAAGAAACCACGCAUAAAGACGAGUCUGCUACUCCGAAUGGAGCAACACAGGCAAUCGUCACGCGGGGACUGCGGGAUGAGAAUAAUGGGGGCGCCAGUCAUAGGACAGAGCCGGCCCAGAUGGGAAGGAAGAUUAAACCGUUGAGGAAGCUACGCCGCGAUCCACCCGAACUACCAGGGGCACCGUCGGCUGAAAAUGUAGCAGCUGCAACACGGUCUAUGGCCACAGUCAUGAUACAUGCUGCACGCCGUCCAGCACAAAUUAUCUAUUUGCGCAUGACGGACUGUAAGCUGAUUAGUGAGGAAGAAGCCAUACAAUUUAAAAGCCUCGGUGUUGUAGAUGUAAUUUGGUCUGGGUCGGACCAGUGA